Molecule: messenger RNA, 846 nt
Organism: Asterias rubens (European starfish)
Lineage: Eukaryota; Metazoa; Echinodermata; Asteroidea; Forcipulatida; Asteriidae
Exons: 6
Coding region: 106-846 (246 amino acids)
Biological process (GO): glutathione metabolic process
Cellular component (GO): cytoplasm
Molecular function (GO): glutathione transferase activity
Source: RefSeq, a predicted model, not a curated record
AUGGGAGGGUAAACCUUGAUUGUACGUGGCCGGCUGGAUAGCUCUCAGCAGACGGAGGUUUCUUUUUCCUCUUGCGGGUCUGUUUCGAAGUGGGAGGCACACGCAAUGGACUCACUGUUUAGAAAGUUUCGGUCUUCACCCAGCAGCUCUACGGGAACGGGUAGUGGUGACACAAAUGGCACGUCUGUACUGCCUGGCAAUAAUAAGCCAGUCACUUUAUAUUUAAUACGGUUAUCCCCGCCCUGUAGGGCUGUCUGGCUGUAUCUUGCGCAGAACAAGAUCCCAUAUGCCCUGGUGGAUAUUGAUCCGGCUGCUCCGGUAGAUUCCAACGGGCGGAGGCCUGAACUACCAAGUAGUCUUCCACACCAGGACGUCCCAAUUUUGGUUGACGGAGAAGUAACCAUCUUCGAAGGGCCGGCUAUUAUACGUUAUCUCUCGACUCGCUACACAAACUACAAGGGCUACGGUGUGACUGUAUCAGAACGAAUGAUGGUGGAGUCUCUGAUCGCUUGGGCACAUAACGAUUUACACAGUAGGAGGGGCGUACAUCCCCCGCCCCUUGAUCUGCGCCUGACGGCUUCAGUCUUGGGUCGAAAUGACCUGUAUUUAUGUGCGAUCUUUUCGUUGGGAUAUGCCAGGAAGAGUCAGAACAAGAUCCCAUAUGCCCUGGUGGAUAUUGAUCCGGCUGCUCCGGUAGAUUCCAACGGGCGGAGGCCUGAACUACCAAGUAGUCUUCCACACCAGGACGUCCCAAUUUUGGUUGACGGAGAAGUAACCAUCUUCGAAGGGCCGGCUAUUAUACGUUACUCUCGACUCGCUACACAAACUACAAGGGCUACGGUGUGA